AUGUCCGAUUCGUUUGUUAAGGAGGACAAGUUGGAGUUGCACGAAAACUCAGAUGUCUCUUCGCUUGACCCCGACUUAUUCUUGGAGAAAGAGGUGGAGAAUGAAAACUCGCACGAUAUCAACUACCGUGAUUGCUCGUGGCAGAAAACAGCAGGACUUUUGUUUAGUGAAUACAUCUGUCUUGCCAUUAUGUCUUUUCCCUGGUCAUACUCGGUAUUGGGCUUAGGUUUGGGGUUGAUUGUUACCGUGAUUGUUUCCCUCUUGUGUCUCUAUACGGGUUUGGUCAUUUGCGACUAUUGUGCAGCUUACCCACAUUUGACCAAUGUAUGUGAUAUUGGCCAACACUUGAUGUUUGGCUCGAAAUGGGUGUGGUAUGCCACCGCGGUUGCCUUUUUGUUGAACAAUACUUUGAUCCAGGCGUUGCAUGUCCUCGUGGGUGCAAAAUACUGGAACACAAUCAGCGACAAUACCACAAUCUGCUCCGUUGUGUUUGGUGUAGUGACCGCCAUCAUUUGUUUCUUGCUUUCCUUGCCAAGAACUUUUAGUCACAUGUCCGGCGUUGGCUACUUUUCAGCCGUCACAAUGUUCAUUGCCGUGCUUUUGGCCAUGAUAUUUGCCGGAAUCCAAAGCCAUCCAUUUGGCUACGACCCAUCCACCCCCGUUGUAUGGCACGGAUGGCCACAAAAGGGUGAGAAAUACGUCAACAUUAUGUCUGCAGUUUUGAACAUUGUUUACACAUUUGUCGGUCAAAUCACCUACCCAUCCUUCAUCUCCCAAAUGAAACGCCCAAGAGAGUUCCGUAAGGCAUUGAUUGUGGUUACCAUUUGCGAGUUGAUCACAUUUGCCUUGGCAGGAUCCAUAGUCUAUGUCUACGUUGGAAAUGCCUACAUCACAGCACCAGCAUUUGGCUCAUUAACUGGCAAUUUCAAGAAAAUCGCCUUUAGCUUUGCCUUGCCUACUAUUUUGUUUCUUGGAUCGUUGUAUAGCAAUGUCUCAUCACAAUUCUUGUUUCAACAAUUCUUUAAGAAAGAUAGCAUACACAGAAACAGCCAUACACUUACCGGUUGGGGUGUUUGGGUCGGCCUCAAUGCCAUCUUGUGGGUUAUUGCAUUCGUCAUUGCCGAAGUCAUUCCAUUCUUUAGUGAUUUGCUCAGUUUGAUGAGUUCGCUUUUCGACUGUUUCUUUGGAUUCAUCUUUUGGGCAUUGGCAUACUUCAAGUUGAGAAAAUUGUACUACUUUAAGCAAGAAGGCAUCUCCUUGAACCUCUUUUCGUUGUUUAAGAGAUCAAACAUAUGGCAAAAGGCUGAGUAUGUGUUGAAUGUCGUGAUAUUUGCUCUUGGAUUCUACAUCUUGGGACCUGGUUUGUAUGCAACUAUCCAGAGUAUCAUUUGGUCAUAUGAAGCAAGUCUAUAUGGCUCGCCGUUUAGUUGUGUCAGUAAUGCCUUGUAG
Molecule: messenger RNA, 1449 nt
Organism: Lodderomyces elongisporus
Lineage: Eukaryota; Fungi; Ascomycota; Pichiomycetes; Serinales; Debaryomycetaceae
Exons: 1
Coding region: 1-1449 (482 amino acids)
Biological process (GO): amino acid transmembrane transport
Molecular function (GO): L-amino acid transmembrane transporter activity
Source: RefSeq, a predicted model, not a curated record